Molecule: messenger RNA, 2256 nt
Organism: Tetrahymena thermophila SB210
Lineage: Eukaryota; Ciliophora; Oligohymenophorea; Hymenostomatida; Tetrahymenidae
Exons: 23
Biological process (GO): nucleocytoplasmic transport; activation of GTPase activity
Cellular component (GO): perinuclear region of cytoplasm; nucleus; cytosol
Molecular function (GO): GTPase activator activity; small GTPase binding
Source: RefSeq, a predicted model, not a curated record
AUGACCAAUAGGUCCUUAGUCAAUACUUAUCAUGCCAAAUUAUUUUCCUCAAAAAAUUUAUCUUGGAGGGCUACAUAUUACAACAUUUUUAAAAGCUUUUUAUCAAGUUUUUAAUAAAAAUUCAAAUUUUAUCAAAUAUUUUUUAAGACCCCCCAUACCUUCCCCCCCCCCAUCCCCUCCAAAUUUAAUCUGCUGACAAAGAAGUAAAAUUAAAUUGGUAACGAAGGUUUAUCAGACUUAGGAUUUAGUUUAGGAAAACACAUUAAUCUCUCAAAUUUGAUACUUGAUCUUAGGUGUAAUUAAAUUGGCGACUAGGGUUCAUCAGCCUUAGGGUCUGGUUUAGAAUAGUGCACUAAUCUCUCAAAUUUAACACUUGAUCUUUAGGAAAAUGAAAUUGGUGAUCAAGGUGCAUCAGACUUAAUUUCUGGUUUAGGAAAGUGCACUAAUCUCUAAAGUUUGACACUUGAUCUAUAGGAAAAUCAAAUUGUUUCAAUCGGCGCAUCAGGCUUAGGUUAGUGCACUAAUCUCUCAAAUUUGAUACUUCAACUAAGAGAAAAUUAAAUUGAUGCAAUUGGUUCGUUAGACUUAGGCUGUAGUUUAGGAAAGUGCACCAGUCUCUAAAAUUUGACACUUCAGCUAUUGCAAAAUUAAAUAGGUGCAAGUGGUGCAUCAGGCUUAGGUUCUGGUUUAGGAAAGUGUAAUAAUCUCUCAAAUUUGAAACUUCAACUUAAUGAAAAUUAAAUUGGUGCAACUGGUGCAUCAGGUUUAUGUUCUGGUUUAGGAAAGUGUACUUAUCUCUCAAAUUUGACACUUUAUAUUAGUGGAAAUUAAAUUGGUGAUGAAAGUGAAUCAAGCUUAGGCUCUGGUUUAGAAAAGUUCACUAAUCUCUCAAAUUUAACACUUGAUUUAAGUGGAAAUUAAAUUGGUGAUGAAAGUGCUUCAAGCUUAGGUUUUGGUUUAGAAAAGUGUACUAAUCUCUCAAGUUUGACACUUGAUCUUUAUGCAAAUUAAAUUGGUUCAAAUGGUGCAUAAGGUUUAGGCUCUGGUUUAGGAAAAUGCACUAAUCUCUCAAAUUUGACAAUUAUUCUUUAGUAAAAUUAAAUUGGUGGUAAAGGUGCAUCAGGCUUAGGUUCUGGUUUAGAAAAAUGCACUAAUCUCUAAAAUUUGACACUAGAUCUAAGUCGAAAUUAAAUUGAUGCAAUUGGUGCAUCAGACUUAGGUUGCGGUUUAGGAAAGUGCACUAAUCUCUCAAAUUUGACUCUUUAUCUUUAAUAUAAUUUGAUUAGUCAUGAAGGUGCAUUAGGCUUAGGUUCUGGUUUAGGAAAGUGCACUAAUCUCACAAAUUUGACACUAAAUCUUUUUGGAAAUUAAAUUGGUGCAAUUGGUGCAUCAGGCUUAGGUUCUGGUUUAGGAAAUAGCAUUAAUCUCUCAAAUUUAACACUUGAAUUAAGUGGAAAUUAAAUUGGUGAUGAAGGUCCAUCAGGCUUAGGUUGUGGUUUAGGAAAGUGUACUAAUCUCUCAAAUUUGAAACUUAAACUAAGUUUCAAUAAAAUUGGCAAUGGAGGUUUAUCAAGCUUAGUUUUAGGUUUAGGAAAUUGCACUAAUCUCUAAAAUUUCACACUUGAUCUUUAUGGAAAUUAAAUUUAUGCAAUUGGUGUAGCAGACUUUGGUUCUCGUUUAUAAAAUUGCACUAAUCUCUCAAAUUUAACACUUUAACUAAGUGGUAAUUAAGUUGGGGACAAAGGUGCAUCAAGUUUAGGCUCUGGUUUAGGAAAGUGCCCUAAUCUCUAGAAUUUGACACUUCAACUAAUGUUGAAUAAAAUUGGUCCAAUAGGUGCAUUAGACUUAGGUUCUGGUUUAGGAUAGUCCACAAAUCUCUCAAAUUUGACACUUGAUCUAAGGAUUCGAACCCCCGAUAUCACUGCUAAGACCCUCCGACUCGCCCACUCGAGCCGCUUAGCCCUUCUUUAAAUUGAUGCAAUUGGUGCAACAGGAUUAGGUUCUGGUUUAAAAAAGUGCACUAAUCUCUCAAAUUUGAUGCUUAGAUUAUGUAGCAAUUAAAUCGGCGAUUAAAGUGCAUCAGGCUUAGGUUUUGGUUUAGGAGAGUGCACUAAUCUCUCUAACUUGACACUUGAUCUUUAGGAAAAUUAAAUUAGUGAAAUUGGUGUAUCAGGCUUUGGUUCUCAUUUAUAAAAGUGCAUUAAUCUCUUGAAUUUGACACUUCUACUAAAGUAAAAUAUUUGUUUUGGUUAAUGA